This is a messenger RNA of Talaromyces rugulosus, 861 nucleotides long. RefSeq lists its product as uncharacterized. The transcript has a single exon. The record is from RefSeq and is a predicted model, not a curated record. Bases 1 to 861 code for a protein of 286 amino acids. Lineage: Eukaryota; Fungi; Ascomycota; Eurotiomycetes; Eurotiales; Trichocomaceae.
AUGACACAACUCCAAGCUUCUGGCAAUGGCCAGAUUUCGCAGGAUCAUACGGUGGUGCACAUCGAGGACUCGGAUGACUACGACACCGAUUCCUCGUUGAGCAGUGUCCAAUCGCAAUAUUCCAGAAGUGAGGAUGCUACGUUGGAUAUCUUGGCACAAGUCUGCGUUCGUGAGAUUGCUAGUGACAAUUCCCGAGGUUCCGAUAGUGACGAUGCUAGUGCAGGUGCUCAGAAUCUUGAUGGCCAGGAUACUACUGGGUUAGAUAUCUUGGCAGAGGUCUGUGCUCGUGAGCUUGCUAGUGAAAAUGUUCAAUGCCGUGAAGCUGAUGAUACUACUGCGUUGAAUAUGUUGGCAGAUGUAUGCAUCCGCGAGCAGAAACGCAUUAAAGAGCAGCGUCUCCUUCAACAGAAGCAGUACCAGCACCGUCAACAGCAGCAUCUCCUUCAACGGGAGUACAACGAGUGGUUCAUGAAACAGCAGCAACACAUGGAACAGGUAUAUCGAACCCACCGAAUGCAAACGCAGCACCAAAUUCAAGCGCAGCACCGAAUGCAAGCACAGCACCGAAUGCACCAAGCGCAGCACCAAAUGCAAGCACAGCACCAAAUGAACGCGUCGCAGCACAUGCAAUUGCAGCAAGAUAUACAAGCGCGGCAACAAAUGCAGGCGCAGAACCUAAUUCAAGCGCAGAACCGAAUGCUGCAGGCGCAGCACCAAAUACAAGCGCAGCAACGCAUUCCCCAGGAGAAUCGGGGUACAUCUGAGGUACAAUGCUCUGAUACUUUGAGAAAUGCCAUCCUUCGCACGUCAACGAUGCUUCAAAACAUGGCUGGUGAACUUGUCCAACAACGGCAGCAAUGA